AUGAAUGCAAUUUUGUACGAAUUUGCAAAUGCUACAGAAGCCCUGGCCCCUGGAAUGGGCAACCACACCAUUGAGGAAAAAUGGACUGAAGACGUUCCCCUUGGGUUGGGGAUACUUUGCACUAUUUACGUGACUUAUGCCGCCAUCAUUUCGGUGGGUCUCCUCGGGAACCUGAUCCUGAUCAAAGUCUUCUUCAAGAUCAAAUCCAUGCAGACGGUGCCCAACAUUUUCAUCACCAGCCUGGCGUUUGGAGAUGUGAUCCUCCUGUUGACCUGCGUGCCGGUGGACGCAGCAUGUUACAUGGUGGAGACCUGGCUUUUUGGGAGGAUUGGUUGCAAGCUACUCUCCUUUAUCCAGCGGACGUCGGUCGGGGUUUCGGUCUUCACUCUGACAGUGCUCAGCGCGGACAGGUACAAAGCCAUUGUGAAACCUUUGGAACUGCAAAGGGCUGAUGCAGUCCUGAAGACCUGUUUCAAGGCAACUUGCGUUUGGAUCAUCUCCAUGCUGCUGGCUGUCCCAGAGGCUGUGUCCUCGGAUCUGUAUGCCUUCCAUCUUCCGGAGAAAAAUGGCUCCUUCGAAACCUGUGCGCCUUACCCAGUGUCUGAAAGGAUCUUGCAAGAAGCCCAUUCUCUGGUUUGCUUCUUGAUAUUCUACAUUGUACCCCUGGCGAUUAUCUCCAUUUACUAUUUCCUUAUUGCCAAAACGCUAUACAAGAGUACGUCCAACAUGCCAGCUGAGGACCAAGGCCAUGCUCGAAAGCAGAUUGAGUCUCGCAAGAGAGUUGCCAAAACCGUGCUGGUCUUAGUUGGGUUGUUUGCCUUCUGUUGGCUUCCCAACCACCUCCUCUAUCUGUAUCGCUCAUUCACUUACCAUGCUUCCAUCGACACUUCUGCUUUGCACCUCGUGGCCACUAUCUUCUCCAGGGCUUUGGCCUUCAGCAAUUCUUGCGUCAACCCCUUUGCGCUCUACUGGCUGAGCAAAAGCUUCCGCCAACAUUUUAAGAAGGAAGUCUUCUGCUGCAAACGCAAGGCCCCGGCCACACGCCGUCCGAGCAUCACCCAAAAUUACAGUGCCAGCAGGGCCAUGUCCGUCACGGGUUCAGAAAUCAGUGUCACUUUGCUCACGGACUACAGCAUCACAAAAGAAGAGGAGAGUGUUUAA
This is a messenger RNA of Sceloporus undulatus (fence lizard), 1161 nucleotides long. It is a transcript of the gene BRS3, whose product is annotated as bombesin receptor subtype 3. NCBI's taxonomy places the organism in Eukaryota, Metazoa, Chordata, Lepidosauria, Squamata, Phrynosomatidae. The coding region runs from base 1 to 1161 and encodes 386 amino acids. The transcript is spliced from 3 exons. Gene Ontology annotation, molecular function: G protein-coupled peptide receptor activity. Gene Ontology annotation, biological process: G protein-coupled receptor signaling pathway. Gene Ontology annotation, cellular component: membrane. The record is from RefSeq and is a predicted model, not a curated record.